Molecule: messenger RNA, 2385 nt
Organism: Scheffersomyces amazonensis
Lineage: Eukaryota; Fungi; Ascomycota; Pichiomycetes; Serinales; Debaryomycetaceae
Gene: TEC1
Product: transcription factor TEC1
Exons: 1
Coding region: 1-2385 (794 amino acids)
Biological process (GO): regulation of transcription by RNA polymerase II
Cellular component (GO): transcription regulator complex
Molecular function (GO): DNA-binding transcription factor activity, RNA polymerase II-specific; RNA polymerase II cis-regulatory region sequence-specific DNA binding
Source: RefSeq, a predicted model, not a curated record
AUGAUGGCUCAACAGCAUACUCCAGCAAGUACUCCGUUAAGAAAUAUAUACAAUAUGAGUCAUCAUCAUAAUCAUAAUCAUAAUCUUAAUCAUCAUCAUAACAAUAAUAAUAAUAAUAAAAAACUUCCCUUAAUAGUGGAUGUUGCUAUCGAUGAUAAUGGUAAUCAAUUAUAUCAAGUUCAUGAAUCUUCCAAGUUAGUUAGAAAGGAAAUGCCUAGGUCAACCACAUUCUCGGCUUCCUCCUCUAAAUCAACUCAAUCCUAUGCAGGCACUACCGAUCAUGAUUUCAUUAUUAAAGAAGAAGAUACAUCACUCGAUCAUGAUGUACUUCGAACUCCAACUCAUAGAACGUUAGGUACAAUAUCUCCCAGCUCAUCUGCCAUCUCCAACUAUAAUAUGAUUAGUGGGAAUUCACUUAAUAAUGGUGGUGAAGCUAUGUAUCCUAAUUAUAAGUCUGAAGAUGCAUCUUACAGUAAUAAUAACAGCUUCAGUAAUUCAAGUACGAACAAUAAUAAUUCUCCUAAUUUCCCACAAAAGGCCCCUCAGGACAAUGAUAUUUGGUCGGAUGAUGUAGAACAAGCAUUUGAAGAAGUAUUACGAAUAAUCCCCAAGAAUGGCCUAAACAAAAUUAAAAUAAGUGGAAGAUCAUGUGGUAGAAAUGAAUUAAUAAGUGAUUAUAUUUAUACCAAAACAGGAAAAUUCAGAUCAAGGAAACAAGUCAGUUCCCAUAUUCAAGUUAUAAAGAAUCUUGGACAGAAAUUGGAUAUUAUCAAAUUGAUUAAUAAGGGUCCUACCUUUGAAACUGCUGCUGAACAAGAUGAAUGUAAUAGAAAGUUUGAAGAAAUCUUUUCUAACAUUAACUUAAGUAAAUCAUUAGGUUUCAAUAAUACUGAUAAUGCCACUGUUGUCUCUGAUAGUUCAGUAAUCAUAAAUGGAGAAAAAGUAUCAAGAAGUUAUGAUGAUUCCAGUAGAAGAGUGUUUAAGAGAAAGAGACUCCCCAUGUCAAUGUCAACACCAUUAGACAUCAAAUUUGAAAGCUUCUUCAUGUCUAUCUAUGAUACUUUCUAUUCAAAUCCCAUUGUCUUCACUUUACAAGACUCUUCAUCACCAAUCUCCUCUUGUACAUCCAUUCCUCAACAAAUUAAACGGAUCAAACAGAAUUCAAAUAUAUCCGUUAGAUUUCCAGGAUUAAUGGAAUUUCAAAACUGUACCAAUAUCCCAAUAUUCCACAAUAUGGUCAAGUUGGUUUAUCCCGAUAAUAUAUCAUCGAAUUAUAAUUAUGACUUGGGAUUUAAAGCUAACUUCAAUUUGAAAUGUGAUGACAUUACUAACUCUCCAAAUGUUAGACCAUAUUCAUAUUCUCUUUAUACUAGCAUUUAUUCAUUUGGCAAACAAGUGUUAACCUUCAAUGAAGAUGACUUUAAAUUCAAUGAGGAUCACUCUUUCUUAACUAAAUUCUGGAAGUUCUUCUUAUCUAACUUGAAUAGUAAAGAUAUGAAUGAGAUAAAUAUGGCAUUUAAAGGCAUGACUAUAAAGCAAAUCAUUUAUGAAUCGGACGAUUCAGUCAAUCAACUUAGUUCCGAUACAAAUAACAAAGUCUCUAAACUGAAAAUAAAGUUGAUAAUGCUUUGGGAAUUUGCUCAUGUCACUGAUAUUAAGGAAGCUUUAACUACUACCACCAAAUUGAUCUUGCCCACUCUGCCAACUAUUGAAAGUUCAAAUGAUAACAUUGUAAGCCAAGUCAUAGGCUAUCCAAUGUCGUCAACCCAUCAACCAUUCUUGUCUCAACAGGGCCCUGCAACAGCCUUGAUAACUUCGUAUUCUGAACCUUCGUCGCAGAUCUUCGAUCAUCCCCACUUUGAUGUCAACAGUAGUAAUGCAACCCACAUGUAUCCCACGCCUUCUACAACGACUACUGCUGGUGUACAGUCAAGUGGUUCCUUUGUGGAUUUGAGUCAAAUGAAUGUUCAAAGGAAGUUCCAACAGUUGCAGCAACAACAGCAACAUGGUAGUGGCAACAGCAACAGUAACAAUAACAGUAACAAUACCAACAACACUAAUACCAAUAACAGUGCCAAUCCCAAUCCCACUAGCAGCAGCUUUGAAGGCCCACAUCCUCAACAACACUUUGUACAAUAUCCCUCCCAGACACCCACUUCUGUGGUAAGUCCCCAGAACAACACAUCAGCUCGAGGACCGAUGAACCCAGGCCCUUAUUAUGGCUCCCAGCAACAGCCACAACACAUAAAUCAACCAGGAAUGAUCAAUAACCUGAGCAUUAAUUUAGACAUAGGUGUGAUGUCUGCGCCUUCUGUCGGCCAACUGGAGUACAGUCUUGCGGGAUAUGCACACGACGGUUAUAUGCAUGACUUUGGCAAUCAAUAG